AUGAGGCUCAGGCAGCUUCUCUACAUGGUGGAGUCUUCCAGAAAUUCGCCUUUCAUUCUCCUCCUGGCUAUCUUGAGCUUGCCGCACCAAUCUGUCGGGCAAAAUGUCUCACUGAUAUUCGACGUCAAUGCCCUGGAUACUCUGCGGACGUGUAACCGUGGGUACGGGCGAAUGGUCACCAUAAACAACAAGGUCUAUAUCUACGGGGGAGUGAGCAUCAUUUCGAGCGGCACGACCAACACCCUAUGGACCCUCAGUGAGCCUUGGACCUACCUAAUACUGGGUACCACUCUCAAACUGCCCCAAGCUGAUCGCAUUACGGACCGUUACCUCCGCACUGUGGACUUCUCGACCAUGCGCGAUUUGUCCGAUCCUUCUUUGAUCACCGCCAAACCUCUUCCCAAUUUUGUGCCUACUUUUGAUGAGGGUGUCUUCUGGGAAAGUUUAUAG
Messenger RNA from Cladophialophora bantiana CBS 173.52, 450 nucleotides. RefSeq lists its product as uncharacterized. The coding region runs from base 1 to 450 and encodes 149 amino acids. NCBI's taxonomy places the organism in Eukaryota, Fungi, Ascomycota, Eurotiomycetes, Chaetothyriales, Herpotrichiellaceae. The transcript is spliced from 2 exons. The record is from RefSeq and is a predicted model, not a curated record.